AUAAACCCUCACGUGACUUUUUCAUUGUAAUAAAAUCUCUUCACCUACCGUAAUGUCUUUUGGGCUGUCUAUGGAAUCUGUUUGUCCGCCACGCGCUUUCCCCUCACGCGCUUCCGCACACAGAACCAAGAUUCCCCCCUUCCCGGCGUUGCGGUUCGGCGGCCGGCGGAUCCCGAAGUCUGUGAAAUGCGGCGGAAGGGGCGCGCCGGCACCGGAGUGGGAAAGGAAACUGGCGGAGGAAGUGGUGGGGAUGGGGAUAGUGAGAGAGAAGUGUAAGGAGGUGAAGGGUGGGGUGGCUGAGCUGUUGGAAUGUCUGGAGAGGGAGGCGAUAAUGGGCGACGAUGAAGGAAGAGAGCCGUCGGAUUACAAUCGGAGGGCCCAGAUUUUCGACAAGAGCUCGGUAAUUUUCCAGGCUCUCAAGAAUGGGACGAUUCUGGAUGAGGAUGAAGAUUCUUGUAUACCUUCCAGAACAGAGUAGAACAAGUGAUUGUGUUGUUUUAGCUCCUAUCCUUAACUGUUAGCGGUUUAAUGCUUCAAAUUCAUAUCGAGGUAAGGGUCAGAUCGGUAUUCAAAGUUGUAUAAAAAGUGUCAAAUAAGUCCUUAUGUAGAAGACUUUGUCCGGCUGUCGCCAUUUGGGGCGGUUUUCGGUGGAAUUUUUUGACGAAUUUUUUUGAGCAUCUUAUUCAUUAAGUCUAAUUUACUCAUACCAAAUUUCAUCUAAAAAUUCAACCAGGAAGGCAUUCAAAUGAAUUCGUGAAGAUAAUUGUGCAGUUAAAAGCGCAGUUAUCUUGAAGAAUUCAUUUGAAUACCUCCCUGAUUGAAUUUUUAGCUGAAAUUUAAUAUGACUAAACAAGACUUAAUGAAUAAGAUGCUAAAAAAAAUUCAUCAAAAAAUUCCAACGGGAACCACCUCAAAUGGUGACGGCCAAACAAUAAGGACUUAUUUGACCCUUUUUAUGCAACUUCGAAUACCAAUCCGACCCUUACCGAAUUCAUAUAUAUUCGUGAUAUACUCUGGUAUUACUCAUAGAUAGUGCUAUCCUGAUUCUGAAAUGUAUUCGAAAAUGUAUCGAAGUUCUUUCAUCUAAUAUUUUAAAAGAACAAGAGCCUGUUUGGAGAA
Cuscuta epithymum is the source of this 1119-nucleotide messenger RNA. The record is from the annotation of a GenBank genome assembly. NCBI's taxonomy places the organism in Eukaryota, Viridiplantae, Streptophyta, Magnoliopsida, Solanales, Convolvulaceae.